This is a messenger RNA of Anastrepha obliqua, 1203 nucleotides long. RefSeq lists its product as uncharacterized. Lineage: Eukaryota; Metazoa; Arthropoda; Insecta; Diptera; Tephritidae. Bases 1 to 1203 code for a protein of 400 amino acids. The transcript is spliced from 3 exons. The record is from RefSeq and is a predicted model, not a curated record.
AUGUGUUUUCGUAUCACAAAAUUCUUCGCAAUUGCCACGUUUGUCGCCGUCUUGGCCUGCGCCAGCGCUGACGUCUCUGAGCUGGGCUACAGCUAUCAACAACCUGCUGCUAGUGUACCCACGCAUUCCUAUAUUCCGCCAGCAGCUAAUGCACCUGAACCGGCCUACGCGCCUGCUCCAGCACCAAUCUACCAGCCCGCACCAGCUGCUCCAGCACCAGUUUACCAGCCUGCACCAGCUCCAGUCUACCAACCAGCUCCUGCGCCAUCUGCGCCUGCGUCUUCCUACAUUCCACCAGCACCAGCUGCUGCCGCACCGGAACCAGUUUAUGCUCCAGCUCCGGCACCAGCACCAGCAGCCCCUGCGCCAGCCUACCAGCCAGCGCCUGCGCCAUCAGCUCCCGCCUCAUCUUACAUUCCACCUGCACCUGCUGCCGCGGCUCCUGAACCAGUCUACGCUCCUGCUCCAGCACCCGUCUAUCAACCAGCUCCUGCUGCUCCAGCACCCGUCUAUCAAUCAGCUCCUGCUGCUCCAGCAGCCGUCUAUCAACCAGCUCCUGCUGCUCCAGCACCCGUAUAUCACCCGGCUCCUGCCCCAUCUGCUCCCGUAUCCUCUUACAUUCCACCUGCCCCACAACCCGCUGCAUCAGAGACCUAUGAGCAACCCGCUGAAGAUGGCUACAGAUACCGCACUAAACUCUUUGCCGCUGCCACUGUCGCCGCCAUUUUGGCCUUCGCCUGCGCUGAUGUGUCAGAGUUGGGCUAUGCCUAUAACCAGCCAGCCGCUAGCGCACCUUCAAGUUCCUACAUUCCACCAGCUGCCAAUGUUCCUCAACCUGCCUAUGCACCAGCUCCUGCGCCAGCCUAUCACCCGGCUCCUGCUCCAGUCUAUCACCCAGCUCCUGCCCCAUCUGCUCCAGUAUCAUCUUAUAUUCCACCUGCACCCGCUGCCGCCGCUCCUGAACCAGUCUACGCUCCUGCUCCAGCUCCAGUCUAUCAACCAGCUCCUGCUGCUCCAGCACCCGUUUAUCAUCCAGCUCCAGCACCCGUAUAUCACCCGGCUCCUGCCCCAUCUGCUCCUGUCUCUUCUUACAUCCCCCCUGCCCCACAACCCGCUGCUUCUGAGGUCUACGAGCAGCCCGCUCAGGAUGGUUACAGAUACCGCACUGUUAACCGCCGCGUCCACAAACAGCGUCGCUUCUAA